Molecule: messenger RNA, 1709 nt
Organism: Myotis brandtii (Brandt's bat)
Lineage: Eukaryota; Metazoa; Chordata; Mammalia; Chiroptera; Vespertilionidae
Exons: 7
Coding region: 1-984 (327 amino acids)
Source: RefSeq, a predicted model, not a curated record
AUGGGCCGAGCACUGCCAGUGCUCGGGUUAGAGGAGUGCAAGACCGACAAGAGGAACACCAUCAGCCUCUUCUCUCCACGCUUCAGCAAACCACAGCCCAAUUCAGAAUUGUCACCAAACCGCCAUGGCACUCUUCCUGGCACAGUUCUUCCCUCCCUUAGCCGAGACGCCUCUAGGAAGCUUUCCCUGGACAGGUGUUUCCACAGCGCUCUGCCCCAACUGCAGUUCUUCUUACGUUAUUACGAAAGUGGCUAUAAUGUGUCUGGUUUCCCACAAAACCACACCUUUGAGGGCAGGGAAGCAGGGCCAGCCCAGGAACUUCCUCACAUCCACCAGCCUCCACUCGCUCAGAUCUUCCAGUUGGAAAGAACCCCUUCCCUGGGCUCCUGUUCCCCCACAGCGUGUGGGAGUCCUCACGACUCAGUCAGCUGGACUCGUAGAUGGUUCCUGGGUUGGAAGCUCCUGGAAGCGAUCUACAGGAAAGCCCCACCACCCUGGAAGUACAGGCGGGAAGGACUCCCAGAGCCUCCGCUGCGUGCGCAGAGCUGCUCCCCCGCCCUGGAAUCAGGUCCUCGGUACAGUGGGGGCCAUCCUGGAAGCGGUUGGUCCGUUCCCACUCUCACAGGGAAGCGGUCAGGCUGCACCACCGGAAGUGAGGUCUGUCAGUGGGUCCUGCAGCUGCCCUUUAUCAAUCUAUCCCCCCGCCCCCGCAGAGAGGACGCCUGGCCGCUCCUCUUUCCUGAGCCACCACCUCACAGCUGGACCACCGGGCACCCUGGCGUCACUGUGAGGGGCCUCCCCAGCCAGUCUUCCCGGAGCUCCACCUGGCUCCCAGCUCUCUCCUGCCCCAGAGCGUCCACGGUCCCGCUGCUCCGAGGUCAAAUCCAAAUCCACAGCGAGACCCUUGAGGCUGGACCACCUGUCCACCCUUCCCUUCUGCUGCGCCCUGCUGAGCUCCUGCCACACCAGGGCUUCUGCCCAUGAAGAUGGACACAAAAGUCUGCCCCAUGCUGACCUCUCCUGCCACUAAACCCGCCUCUAACAGGAAGCCUGCCCUCCCCGUUAGCUACAGUUGCCUCCCUCCUAUAGCUCUGCAUUUUUGCAUAUUAUCAAAACUGAUUUGGGUAGAAUUCUGCACUCAAGUGAAUGUUCUGAAAGGGCAGGCAUAUAUUUGUGAUCAUUCACUUACUCAGUCAACAAACAUGUCCAGUCCAGUGCACAAGCACUGUGCUGGGUGCUGGGUACUGGGAUGCAUCAGUAACUAAAAUGGGUUCCAACCACUUCAGAACCUUCCAGCCAGUGGGAAAUAAAGCAGCAGAUGAUGGGGGAAAAAUCACCCAGAAUCCCACCAAUGUAUUGGAGCAUUUCUUUCCAGUUUUAAAAAUGCAUAUAAUAACCUGCCUAAACUACCUGGAUGGGUACGUAUUACUCUACAGCCUUAUAGGUGAGGAAACUGAGACACAGAGAGCUUAAGUCAAAGGUCAAAGGAAUGGCAGGUCUGGAUUUUAACUCAGGCAGCCCAGCUCUGAGCCCGCUACCCUAACCCACCCACUACCUUUUAAAAAAUAUGAGUCAAGCUGCGUGUCCCUGUUGGAAACCCCAAAUUUUCACUUCUGCCUGACCUGUGUGGCCCCGUGGUUGAGUGUUGACCCCUGAACCAAGAGGUCCCUGGUUUGAUUGGUUUGAUUUCCUGUCAGGCAUAUGCUCAG